Molecule: messenger RNA, 669 nt
Organism: Penicillium cataractarum
Lineage: Eukaryota; Fungi; Ascomycota; Eurotiomycetes; Eurotiales; Aspergillaceae
Product: UDP-glucose-sterol transferase
Exons: 2
Coding region: 1-669 (222 amino acids)
Biological process (GO): carbohydrate metabolic process
Molecular function (GO): hexosyltransferase activity
Source: RefSeq, a predicted model, not a curated record
AUGAGUAUCUUCGACAGUGGUGUUGGUGACGAGAUGGGAUUUCCGCAACCUGCAUUAACAGGGGAUGGGCGAGUGGACAUACACGUUAGCGAGCAAGAUCCGGAGAUCGCCAGAUUGUUUACCCAGCUCAAAUGUACUACCCCGCCCAAGCAAAUUUCUCGCCGAUUCGCAGCGGAUGAUGUCCAAUUGCGUCUCAACAUUGUCAUCCAAGUUAUUGGAUCUCGUGGUGAUAUCCAGCCAUUCAUUGCGCUAGGGAAGCAGUUAAAGAGUGUUGGACAUCGUGUUAGAUUUGCCACUCAUCUCACUUUCAGAAAUGUCGUUCUCUCCGAGGGCCUCGAGUUCUUUAGUAUAGGUGGAAACCCGACAGAAUUAAUGGCAUUCAUGGUGAGGAACUCGGGAUUGAUCCCAAAACUCGAAUCUAUCAGAAGUGGGUCUAUUCAGAAGCGUCGACGCGAAAUGAGGCAAAUUAUUGACGGAUGUUGGCACUCCUGUUUUGAAACGGGCGAUGGGACGCAUCUUCAUCAUAUCAUGGAUGACCUCUUGGGUGAUGCGGUGGAUUAUCGGCGGCGAGCCUUCGUGGCGGAUGCGAUCAUCGCCAAUCCUCCUAGCCUGGCUCAUAUCCAUUGCGCACAACGGCUUGGAAUUCCACUGCAUCUAAUGUUCACGUGA